Cottoperca gobio is the source of this 1988-nucleotide messenger RNA. It is a transcript of the gene pdcd7, whose product is annotated as programmed cell death 7. Lineage: Eukaryota; Metazoa; Chordata; Actinopteri; Perciformes; Bovichtidae. The record is from RefSeq and is a predicted model, not a curated record. Bases 104 to 1735 code for a protein of 543 amino acids. The transcript has 5 exons. Gene Ontology annotation, cellular component: U12-type spliceosomal complex.
ACGUCACCUAAACAUGGCUUCUGUGAAGCGUUGAGAGAAAUAACAGAUGUAAAUAGUGUCGUGGUAACGUUCCCCAUUGAUUCAGUAUACUAUUGUGCGGGAAAUGGAAAACAUAUAUCACCACGCUUCGUCAGAAACCCAGCAACAUCUUGCCUACAAUGGUGGCUAUCUGGAAACACCGUACACCGCUAACAACGUUAACAUGCCUCUGCCGGGAAGCGCGGCUCAUGAACCGACACAGCCGGACCACAAUGCUUCACCGUGGACAUCUGCACGGGGAUAUGACGGUCACGCGUAUGGAUUUAUGUGCGAUUUCCCCGCGCCUCCUCCCGGAGGAGGAGGGGGUUUCGGAGGUCCUCGCAUGCCCUUUCCUUAUGGAUUUGACCCCUCCGUCCCCCCUCCUCCUUUCGGCUGUCCACCACCCGGACACUUCCCUAACGUGGUGAACACCGCUCCGAUAAACACAUACAGCAGCAGGGGAGCUUCAACCGUUCAAACAUUUACCGUCACCCAGCGGUUUGGACCUCAGACUACCCGGUAUGACUUGGACUCUAGUCAGAAACAACAGCACGAAUAUGAGGGUUUCUCUGAGAGGGCUGCUCUGUAUCCUCCGCAGGGGAAGGACCAUGACAGGAGUCCGCGGACAGCCACACGGCCUGAGGAUGAAACAGCCCUUCAAAGGAGGCAGGAUCAACAGUGGCUCGGACGUUUCUUAAAAGGCAGAGAGAAGAGCCCACAGAGCCCACAGACCCCGCGGCAGCCACCACCCCACAGCUGCGCUCCGGCUCCGGGGCUCAGAGAGGCUCUGUACUCUGCAGCUCGGCUCGUCUCCCAGCUGACACGGUCCUGCGAAACUUUGAGGAACAACGUGGAGAAUGAGUGUGUUUGGGCGGACUCUUAUGUAAUGGCUCUAAAUGUGAAAAGAGAGCUACAGGACAGUCUCAGAGUCCUCGGUGACAGUGAGCGUUUAGGGAGCUGGAAAGCUAAACUGUCCCGUGUUUCUAAGAGGAGGGCCCGGCGACUGAGAGCCAGGACACUGCUCCAGGUGGAGGACAAAGAGAGAGAGGACCUCAUCACUGAGAAAGAGGCUGCCAUAAAUACAUGGAGGUUGCAGCAGAUACGCCAAGUGGAGGAGAAGAAGAAGGAGCGUGAGCUGAAACUGGCGGCAGACUCUGUGCUCUGUGAGGUGAGGAAGAAGCAGGCAGACGUGAAGAGGAUGCAGGACAUCCUGAGAUCUCUGGAGAAACUGCGCAGACUGAGGAAAGAGGCGGCAUCGAGGAAAGGUAUCGUGACUGAGCGAGAAUGUGAUGAGGCGUUCGGCAGCAGACUGGAGCAGCUGAGGUGUGUGAUGAAGAAGAGGACCGGCGUUUACUCAGCAGAGGAGAAAGCUCUGAUGGUGAUGCUGGAAGGAGAGCAGGAGGAGGAGAGGAGGAGAGAGCAGGAGAAACACGUGAAGAAGGAGCGAGAGAGACAGCUGCAGAGGAAACACAGAGUGGACGCCAUGUUGUUUGGAGAUAAGCUUCCUGCUGAUUGUGUUUUGGAGCCCUUCAGAGAGUAUUACACCCAGGCCGAGCGCUCACUGCACGCUUUACUACAGAUCAGGAGAGAGUGGGAUACUUUUGUGGUUCUGGCGGAUCAUCCUGACAGCUCUCCGGUUCCUCACAGCUGGAUCCUACCGGACGCCCCGUCAGACCAGGCCUGGGCCUCUGCUCUACACAUUGCUGAUACUGAGUGAGAUACUAACCAGCGUUUGACAUCAACACUCAAACCUACACUGCAGGUGUCUGUGGAAGCACUGCGAGUAUCACCCCAGCUGAAGAAGACAUGUACAUCUGAUGUAAAGAAGUUAAACAAAAGGACUGUUUGUUGGAACUUAACUUAUAAGACAAUGAGCUAAUCACUGGUGUGAACUUUGAAAUAUUUUUCAUGUGAAGUGCAGCUGUCAGACUCUUUAUGUUAGAUUGAAUAAAAGAUGAGUGAUGAGGUCA